AGGAGCGACGGGGGAAAAGUUGUGUAUUUUGACAUGAUAUUCUGGAUUGCGAGUCGUAAUUUUGCCAUGAGUCAUAUUCAUAGCAAGAGGGUGUAAAGAAGAAAGCGUCUGUGGCCUGCAGUCCGUUGAAGAUGAAACCAAACGAAGGUUAUGAGAUUGGUGAAGAAGACUUGGUUGCCCAACUAGGGAUGCUUAUCCUAGAUGGUCGAACUCCUCAGGAUUCUAAAAGCAAUAUAACAGGCUGUGUGAAGUGUGAUGAUGGCCUCUCUGGCCCAAGAAAGAAACAGAAAGAUUUCAUUACACAAUGGACAUUGUGUGAUUCACUGUGCAUCGAAGUCUGGCUGUAUCGUCAAGAACAGUUUAACAAAAGGGAGGCGAUGAAUGGUCAUGGUAGUUACCUGUUAAUUGAACAAUGGGAAAUCAAACUUAAGCUUAGCAGAAAUCCUGACCUUGGUUUUUACUGCACCGAAAAGAUGUUGACUCAAGCAAUAAGAUCAAAGUUGUAUUUCUCUCAACUAAGUGCUUGGCUUAGUCUCACGAAAGGAGAGUUCCCGCGCUAUAUGUAUUUUAGGCUUUGUUCAACAAAAGAAAAAACACCAUUAGAAAGAUUUAUUCGAGCACCCGAUUUUCACCAGUUUCCUCAAGUGAACAUUAAUUCCACCAAAGAGCUCAUAGUCUCUCUUCAUUCUCUUCCUCAUUCCGACCUACUGAGGGACUACCCCAUGUUUUCGUGGGUAUUGAAUGACCUUCCCUCUGAGACACCGCCAAGAAAAUUGGGAGAAAAAAUACCGGAAAAUUUCGAUGCUUCACUAGAGGGAAAUGACUGCUUUUACGGCAGUACUAACCAGAAGAAAGAUCUCUCCAAUAGUCGAGGAAACGUUGUGCGAAAAUUAGAGUUUAAAAAUUUCAGUUCUGUUGGAGAAAAAACAUCGAACAUGACAAAGAUAACGAGUUGUGUAGUAAAAGAAUUGAGUACAGUAUCCGUGCAGAAUGUAAAUAGGACAAGCGUUGAGCGUUUUUCAAAACUGGGUUCCUCUAAGCAUGUUAAGAGGGAAACGGAUUGUAAAUACUCAACCGAAGAGGAGCAGAAUUUGAUAUCAGACAAUGAAAGGCCACAACCGCAAAAGGGCGAGUUUUUUUGCGAAGAAGCAAAAGGACAUUUCUCAAAACAGGAAGCGACGGGAUUUUCGAACAAGCACUCAGAACCGUUACACGCUUCCCCGAAAUUGUUCGCUUCAAAUCGUGCUACUGAAAAUAAUUCGCUAGCGCAGGGAGCUUCAGGAGACUUCAAGGAAUUAAUAUGUGAUGAAGAAGGUUCACCCGCUGAUAAAAUAACAGAAAGACAUUCAUCUUUGUCAUCGCAAGGAUAUCUUAAGAAAAUUACACCAAUAGAAAAACAGUGCUUUGGGAAAAGCCUCGAUUCUGAAAAUUUUGGAACCAACUUGAAAUGUCGCAAACAAGAAAUUUCUAAGAAAUCACUGUUGACAUGUGAUAUGGCUGCCCGCGAUUGCAGGAAUUCAAUAUUAAAUUUAGAUAAAUUGCAGAGUUCGCAAAAGACGAAAAUUUCAAAUAGCAAGAUUUGCGAUGGUUUGAACUGUGAAGGAAGCGGAAAUUUACAGGAGACAAUGAGAAUAUCUUGGAGUAGGAGCAUUGACGAAUGCGGGAAUGUUUUGCAUCGUGAUGAAAACGGGAUUGGAAACAUUAUUUCUGAUGUGAGACAUGUGAUGGAUAAAGAGUACGAGAAGACCUUGCACGAGAGAAUAGGCAAAUGUUGUUUAGCAAGUGAAGGAUACCGCGGAAAAAACCGUGAGGAUAGCACGAAAAAGACGAUGGAAGCUGAUAAAACAGAAGACAAUAACAAGGAUAAUGUUUUUAGAAACACCACAUGUACCACAAUACCUCAUGCUCGUAUCUCAAGAUAUCACUUCAGACAUGCUUCAACUGGCACUCUCGCUGUCUUUCAUCCCAGGACUGGGCUACCUAUGUCAUCUAGUCCGGCUCCGUUUAGAAAAACGUCACAAAAGAAAACUGUGGAUGAUAUUUGCAGUCCGCCCCGUGAACCGUCUAGUCUUUCAGACCAGUGCGGUAAUCUUAGUAAAAGUGCACCGACUUUAACCACGCAAAGUUUGCUGGUUAAUUUUGAGGAAUCGGUUUUAAACGAUCGUCUUCUCCCCGACGGUGUCGUCGAGGGGUUUACGGCAGAGCUCAGUGCAAGUGGUUCGAAAAAAUGUCUUGCACACGUGACGCUUCCAGUUCAAGCAUACUUCUUUAAACUAUCUGACGACAAUGCACCAUCCCCUUAUAUGGGUUACAUUUCAUUAGAUGUACCUGGAUUGCCAAAGAAAGGCUACCAUGUCCCCAAGAAUGGUACUAUUCAGUUGACUCUCUUCAAUCCAAACCAGACUGUGGUUAAAGUAUUUGUGGUGCUGUACGAUUUCACUGAUAUGCAGCCGAACUUUCAAACAUUUCUUCGGCAAAAGACGACGUCGUUGGUCAAGUCAGAGGGACUUGUCGAUAGAAUUCACGAUAAUUUACACUAUCUUAUUCACCUCAGAUUCGCUUCUUCGAAGUCUGGUCGAAUUUACCUCCACACAGACAUCCGUGUGAUAUUCGCCCGGCACCCCCCUGACCAAGUUCAUCUCAGUACCACCACAAACGGGCCAACGAAUCCGAAGUAUGUCCCAAGACAGGAAACCCGGGAGGCAUGUUAGGUUGUUGCAAUUUUGAACUUGGUCGGUAUUCGAUAUAUAUAUUUAGACCUCGUAUUUCAACCGCGUACAAUAGUUAUAUCAAUAUUUAAAAAUGUACUCAUCAGAAUAUACGUUGUGUUACAUUACUGCAUGAAACAGAAAGUAAAAGUAAAAUACUAGUCAGUUGUCAUUUGCCUAAACACGGUAGUGAGUUUUUAAGAAUACCGGAGAAUAGUUGGAACAUGAAAGUCAGUUAUACACUUAAUUCGGCUUAGAUAUAUGCACAUCAAUUUGUAUCAUUUUACUUUUAGAAGAAAGGAAUAUUUGGCUAAUUAUCUAUAUGAACUGAUUUUGCGAUAGGUUAGUUUCAAAAAUUAAUGGAAUCAUCUCCCUAAAUGAAGAAACCAUAUAUAAACACUGAACCUUUUGAUGAAGAAUAUCAAUCACAAAACAUCCCUUUUAGGCCUAGAAAACUAGGUCUAUAUACAGUGGCGUAGCCAGAACGAUAAUUGGGGGGGCCAUAUUCAUAUAUUCGUGAUACGCAGGUUUAAUUUCUUU
Messenger RNA from Dendronephthya gigantea, 3248 nucleotides. RefSeq names its product protein FAM214A-like. NCBI's taxonomy places the organism in Eukaryota, Metazoa, Cnidaria, Anthozoa, Malacalcyonacea, Nephtheidae. The record is from RefSeq and is a predicted model, not a curated record. The coding region runs from base 132 to 2711 and encodes 859 amino acids. The transcript is spliced from 14 exons.